Sycon ciliatum is the source of this 2324-nucleotide messenger RNA. Its product is annotated as protein phosphatase 1 regulatory subunit 16A-like. Gene Ontology annotation, molecular function: enzyme inhibitor activity; protein binding; myosin phosphatase regulator activity. The coding region runs from base 217 to 1683 and encodes 488 amino acids. The transcript has 9 exons. The record is from RefSeq and is a predicted model, not a curated record. Lineage: Eukaryota; Metazoa; Porifera; Calcarea; Leucosolenida; Sycettidae. Gene Ontology annotation, cellular component: cytoplasm.
CCAGUGUUUUGCUGGCUGCCAGGUGGUGGAAGGAAAUGGGCUAAGUACUGCAUGCACUGGUAGCAGCACGCAGCAAACUCAAAACUUCAUUUCAAGCGCGUGGAGGCCUGAACUGGCUUAGAAGGGAAACUUGCGCUGGCAGAGCUGACAACGACCGUAGUAAUAAUUAUUCCAAGCUGCUGCUGCCCUCCACGCCUCCACAGCGGAAGAUGAAACAUGGCCACCAGGGGCGCUACAGCUGAGGAAGAAGACUUGAUAAGCGAGGUAGUGCGCGAGCAAGCGGAGCUGUGUGAGCAGGCCAAGGAGUACCGCAGGUGCAGUUUAGCUGAACGCAUCGCCAGAGCGACAGCGUACCGCGCUAAGCAACUGCGAAGAUGGGAUGAGCGCGGCUGCCCUCUUCUGUUGAGUAUUAUUGGCAACAAGAAAAGAGAACCAACUCUUGUCAAGUUCAACGGCAGCUACUCGCUCAUUGAUGCUAGCUCAAGAGAUGAUAUUGACGAAGUUCGUUCCUUGCUGGAGGAAGGUGCAGAUCCUAACUCUGUCAACUUUGAUGGCCUGUCCGCUUUACAUCAGUGUUGCAUUGAGGACUCACCAGAAAUUGCUCAGCUCUUGAUCGACUAUAAAGCAGACGUCAACCUGCGUGAUAAUGAAUGGUGGACACCGCUGCAUGCAGCUGCCAGCUGUGGACUGCAACACAUAGUGGAACUGCUGCUAGAUAAUGGAGCGUGUGUUGCUGUGCUUAACAGUGAUGGUGAUCUGCCAAUCGACAUGGCCGAUACGACGGCCAUAUUUGAUUUAUUGAAAGAUGCGCAGGUGGAGCAAGGUUAUUCAGAUGAAGACAUAGCUUACCAGAGAUAUGAGUUGGAAGAGAAGAUGACAUCGGACUUGCAGAAAGGACUGAUAAAGCCAGAUGAUCGAGAUAGAAUGCAGGCUACUCCGUUACACGUAGCAGCGGCGCAUGGUUUGGACAAGGUGGCAGAGUUGCUUCUCCAUCAUGGUUCCAAUGUCAAUGCUAGAGAUCUUGAUGACUGGACAGCAGCACACGCAGCAUCUUGCUGGGGUCAUGCAAGUGUGCUGGCAGUCCUCGCUAAAUAUGGUGCUGACUUUGAUGCAAGAACAAAGAACUACGAUACCCCUUACAGUUUAACGGAAGAUCCAGAGCUGCAGGCAGUGAUUAUGGACUUGAAACUGCAGGCUGUUGAUAAACUGGCCAGCAGGAAAGCAAAUCGCAGCAAGCGAAUGACUACUAGUAGCAGAGGACACUCUGUAAAGCGUAGCACUUUGGAGAGAAAGAAGUCUCUGUCUCGGCAUGAAGCUAAGAACGAGGCAAUGCAGAGAGUCCAGGCACAGCAGCAAUUUGAAACUGGGCAAACUUUUGACAAUGAUGAAGCGGCUUCAAAACCACCACCGGCAGAGGCAGCACCAGCAGAGGCAGCAGGGAAAGCACCAGCGUUAGCCUGGGAGGUCCCACCGAAGACGAAAACCAGCGAUGUAAAAGCAGAAAGCAAUGAUGCUGCUGUACGAGGUGAAGUUGCCCAAGCAGCCACUGGAAAGGAAUCCAACGCCGACGACGCUCCAUUCCAACAGCAGCAAUCCAGUGCACAACUUAUGCCCAAAGACCAAGACAACGGGACAGUCGCCACACAAGAAGACGAGGACAAAUCGUGCUGCACCAUUUUAUAGCCGAUGUGCAGCGUCCAUUCGCGUGGCGGCAGCACUUGAUGUCUAUCUUGCUUGUGGGUAUCUAGCUCUACACUCGUCAAUGGCGGUAAAAGUCAUUGUGAUGAAAUAUAUGUUCUUUACUUGCCAUAACUUGUGCAGUUGACAAGAAACGAAUCAAACAAAAAUGAGAAUUUCUAUUCUAGCAAUUCUGGAUAGGGCGCACUGUGAGGUCUCAGUUUGAUAUAUGUCUAGUGAAUAAUACGCUGAUGCCUCUAGUGAGUAAUAAUUCAAUUCAGGAAUAUAAUCUUCUGAUCAAUAGGAAAUAGCAGUGCUUGUUUAUCUGCAUCUUUAAUAGAUAGAUAUUUGAUUGAUUUUACACAUUUAUUCAAUUUGAUCUUUCCAUUCCGCAUAGUUUGUAUUCUCAACUACAUAUUUAUGCACAACAGAUCUCUCCUAUUCAUCAAAUAAAUAAUAUUCCUUUUAGGUAGGUGUCUUCACAAGGACGCAACUAAUAAUAAUCAACUGGCAACAUGCUGUUCAGAGCAUGGGACGAAACACAUUUUAAUGUGUUUUAAAAGAUCAGUCGUCAUUCUUUACAUACACACUUCCAUUCAGCAAAGCAAACUACACCGUUGCCUUUUGUCUGUCAUUUUCUACCUUGA